GCCUGUAAGAAGGCUUCACAGAACGGAGCUGCAGUGUCCCUUGGUCGUCGAGCUUCAAACGGCCGCGAUGGCUUUGAUCUUGCUUCUACAUCACACUCGGGUCAUCAAGCUUCGAACAUUCUCGAUGGGUCUGAUCUUGCUUCUACGUCCCACUUGGGUCGUCAUGCUUCGAACAGCCGCCAUGGGUCUGAUCUUGCUUCUACGUCGCACUCGGGUCGUCAUGCUUCGAACAGCCGCCAUGGGUCUGAUCUUGCUUCUGUGUCGCACUCUGCGGCACCCUCUCCGCCUCAGCACCCUGCUCCCGCCACUGUAGCUGUCCCCCCGAUGGAUCAACACAAUGCCCCCGCCCCUGCAGCAGCCCCCCCUAUGGAUCAACACAACGUUCCAGCCCCCCCUUUGGAUCAAGAGCCCGUUCCUGCCCCUGCAGCUGUCCCCCUUUUGGAUCGCCCCGCUCCCAUCCCUGUGGCAGCACCUCCUCUGUACCAACACCCUGCCCCACCAGCGGCUCUUCCUCAACGUCCUGUUCAUGGCGAAGCUGGAAAUCUUGCACACCAGCUGAAUGCAGCUGUCCAGGGUCCACUGCGACCACUCUAUGAAGUCAGGCAAGGGAAUAUUCAUCUGGGAGACGAUGUCUACCUCUCCGAAACAAAAAUGACGCACCUUUUGAAACUGCCAAGUGACCAGAGAUUCACUAAAGAUCUCAUGCGGUGCAUCUGGUCCAUCGAAGAGCUGCGGCAAAGAAGCGUGACAGGCCAAGCCAGCCGUCGCCUGGCCAAACUUGGAGCCGCAGCAAAGCAAGCACUCACACCAAGGAAGGUGGCCGCAGUAAAAAACGCCUUGAGCUACUACAUCAACCACCACCCAAACCCUGAGGCUGCCAACCCCCAAGAAGACCAUGCUGUCCGCCUGCGACAGAUUAACAAUACAAUGACGAACUUUCUUUCGGAUCUGGGCCGCCCUGCCAGGUGCCGCAGUGCAGAGUGAAUUUUUUCUGUAAAAGAAUGUUGAGUUGGGCAAGUUGGUUUAUCUUAGAUUAGAAAAGCGCCAGAAAACAAGGACAACAGCGCA
Messenger RNA from Ixodes scapularis (black-legged tick), 1068 nucleotides. RefSeq names its product BEN domain-containing protein 5-like. NCBI's taxonomy places the organism in Eukaryota, Metazoa, Arthropoda, Arachnida, Ixodida, Ixodidae. The record is from RefSeq and is a predicted model, not a curated record. The transcript has 9 exons. Gene Ontology annotation, biological process: negative regulation of DNA-templated transcription. Gene Ontology annotation, molecular function: DNA binding. Bases 325 to 984 code for a protein of 219 amino acids.